AUGCGGCUUCUACACACACGCACAUUGGAGCUGAAGACCUUUGUCGGCCGUAUCCCAUCGUACGCCAUUCUAUCGCACUGCUGGGAGGAUGAAGAAGUCGUUUUCUCUGAUCUUGCUGAUCUAGAGCAAGCGAAGAAGAAGAAGGGAUUUGCCAAGAUUGAAAAGACAUGUAAACUCGCGAUCGGAGAUGGAUUUCAUUAUGUAUGGGUCGAUACCUGCUGCAUUGACAAGAGUAGUAGUGCUGAACUUUCGGAAGCUAUCAACAGCAUGUUUGCGUGGUAUAGGGACUCAGAUCAGUGCUAUGCAUAUCUCGCCGAUGUCGAGCUCGAGGGUGCAUUCGCGGAAGGUCAAUCGGCAAGGCAUCGCAUCGCCUUUUCACGCAGCAGAUGGUUCGAACGUGCUUGGACGUUGCAAGAGCUACUGGCUUCCAGGAACUUCCAUCCUGAUAAGGACCAUAACUUGUACGACCCUCUCAUUCCUAUCAAAUUUCCAUCUGGUAGAUACGAUGGUAUGAAAUUCUAUUCGCGCGACUGGCAACUUCUUGGACCCAAGGUCAACCUUGGCAGACAAAUAUCAAAGAUCACUGGCAUCCCGAUGGAGUAUCUCGACGGUCAGAGCUUGGAAAUUGCGAGUAUCAGUAUGCGGAUGUCGUGGGCUGCAGAUAGACAGGCGACAAGAUCUGAAGACAUCGCUUACAGCCUACUUGGUAUUUUCGAUGUCAACAUGCCUUUGCUAUAUGGCGAGGGGAGGAUAAAGGCGUUUAGAAGGCUGCAGGAAGAAAUCAUGAAGAUCUCAGAGGACGAGACACUAUUUGCAUGGGAGGCUCCAUACCGUUGGAAGGCUUCAUAUCGAAACACGAAGCCUGAUACCAUUCGCUUCGGACGAUCCUGUGCCCCCUUCUACGAUGACCCACAGGGGCCUACGCAUAUGGCAAACGCUCUUCCACACUCACCAACUCGACAAGUAUGA
Molecule: messenger RNA, 969 nt
Organism: Alternaria conjuncta
Lineage: Eukaryota; Fungi; Ascomycota; Dothideomycetes; Pleosporales; Pleosporaceae
Exons: 2
Coding region: 1-969 (322 amino acids)
Source: RefSeq, a predicted model, not a curated record